AUGGGAGAGAUAAUUGCCACUGAUUACAUAGAAAGAUGGAGUUGUGGUACACUCUUCACAAUUCUCUAUCUCAAUUUCUAUGUUUGGAGCUUUUACGCUUUUCUUCAUCUUGCUUGCACUCGUUCACUUGGGAUGCUUGACAGCUCCACUUACAUCAACUCUUCCUUUGGUGUCUUCACCUUUAUUAUAGGUGGUCGCCUUUCAUUACAGGCAUUCAUACCCUCUCAAUUAGGUGCCUUUGCAACAGCUCAUAUUUCCAUCCUUGCAUGCAUUGGAAAGGUCUUCGAUAUUGUCUUCAUUAAGAGCACAAGAGAUUUUCUGUUGUACAACCUUAACACAGUCUCAGCUCUGAGCUUUAUCAGGGAACACUUCUUCUCCUUGUACUUGUUGUCUCAUUAUAGUACCUUGCUAGAUCCUAUGGGUACUCCUGCACAGUCUUCAUAUUCCCUCGUGCAAUUUCUAUUCACCAGAUACGUGAAAGGAAGUGUCUUCAUUGAUUGUAAUGACAAUGGGGCAGAAUAUUUGGAAGCCAAAGCUAGUGGUUGCCUCUCUGAAUUUCUCAAGGAAGGAGAGCUUGAAACCGAGCUGAGGAAUCAUUUAGCUCCACCAAUAUUUCAACCAGAAGAAAGCCCUUUGCUUAUAGUUCAGUUCAACAUGUUUGAAUGUGGUGGACUUGCCAUUGGUAUAUCUGUGACACACAAGAUAGUUGAUGGAUUCACUUUGUUUACAUUUGUUGAUGCUUGGGCUACUGCGUGCCGAAUAGGAAUCGACAAAGUUCACUCCCCAAGUUUCCAAUUGUCUUCCUUCUGCCCACCAAAAGAUAUGUCUUCCAUCAAGACUUUUUCCCCGAGGAGCAAAAGAGAUAACACGAUUGUCGAGAAAAGGAUUGUGUUUAAUGGCGCAGCUCUAUCAAGUCUGAAAGCAGCUGCUCAUGUCAACGUUAAUAAUUCAGGAUCGCUGAAAAACGAACCAUCACGAGUGCAAGUGGUGACAGCUUUCAUAUGGAGGGCUCUCAUCAAGGCCUCUCAAGCCAGAUAUGGAUGCUUAUGUCCUUCUUAUCUAACACACAUAGUUGACAUGAGAAGGAGGACAGCGCUACCGAUUCCAGGGAAUAUGUGUGGAAAUUUUGGAAACAUGUCAAUUGCACAAUUCAUGAUGUGGUAA
This is a messenger RNA of Populus trichocarpa (black cottonwood), 1164 nucleotides long. RefSeq names its product acetyl-CoA-benzylalcohol acetyltransferase-like. The record is from RefSeq and is a predicted model, not a curated record. The transcript has 2 exons. Lineage: Eukaryota; Viridiplantae; Streptophyta; Magnoliopsida; Malpighiales; Salicaceae. Bases 1 to 1164 code for a protein of 387 amino acids.